UAAUAUGAAAUGGAAUUUACAAUUCAAAUAUUUUCGCCUUCAUCUUAACUAAUCAACUAUUAUAAGCAAUAAGAAUGUCAGUAAAAUUCAAACGUUCAAAUCUAUUUUUUGCUUGAUUCUGGAGAUAAAAAUGUUAAUCGAAUCAUUUAUGUAUGACGUAAUACAGUUUCAGUGGUAGGGUGGUGUUAUUAAAAGUACGAGUAUCCAAAGGAGUAUUACAUCGUGAUCAUUACAGUACAGUGACAGACUUUUCGGGAUCUACUAUCGUGAAGACGCAUUAUUGCUCCAUCUUUGAUAAGGAAUACGCAGUGGAAGUAGCAACAGGAUUGAGAGUGUCAAGAUCACAAGUCUGAAACAUGGAUACAAUUAAUAAAGAAACGAGUGAAAAUGUGACCGAUGAAGGACUGAAUAAGAUAAUUUCUCUCGAGGAAUUCUACGCCGAUAGUCGGAUCCUUGUAACUGGAGCAACCGGAUUCGUAGGAUUAUGUCUUUUGGAAAAAUUGAUGCGCGUGUGUCCACGCGUCGCUGCUAUUUUUAUACUAAUUCGUUCAAAAAAUAACGAAAUGGUAGAACAACGAUUUAAGAAGCUCAUAGAUGAUCCCAUUUUCGAUGACAUCAAAGCAAAACACCCCUCAGCUUUGAGCAGAGUUUAUCCCAUGAAAGGUGACGUGAGUCUGCCGGAUUUAGGUCUUUCGCGAGAAGAUAGAAAUCUGUUGUUAGAGAAAGUAAACAUAGUGUUUCACGCCGCGGCCACUGUGAGAUUCAACGAGCCGUUACACGUGGCUGUUAAUGUGAAUACGAAGGGUACUCUUCGUGUCAUCGAGCUUUGGAACGAACUAAAGCAUCCGAUUAGCUUCGUUCACGUCAGCACAGCCUUUAGUAAUGCGAAUCUACAUGAGAUUGAGGAAAAAGUUUAUACUACGAACUUGAACCCUUCAGACGUGAUCGAUAUAUGUGACAAAUUCGACGAAACGUCGAUCAACCAAAUAGAAAAAAAGAUUUUAAAAACUUAUCCAAACACAUACACAUUCAGUAAGAAUUUAGCAGAGCAAAUUGUAGCAAGCAAGUGCAAAGAUCUGCCAGUUGCGAUAGUACGGCCAAGCGUAAUUGGUGCCUCUUUGGAAGAACCAUGUCCUGGUUGGAUACAGAAUAUUUCUGCAGUUACAGGUAUUUACAUAAAUCUUUUUCAGUGAUAAUUGUUCAAUACU
Molecule: messenger RNA, 1208 nt
Organism: Bombus terrestris (buff-tailed bumblebee)
Lineage: Eukaryota; Metazoa; Arthropoda; Insecta; Hymenoptera; Apidae
Product: putative fatty acyl-CoA reductase CG5065
Exons: 4
Coding region: 357-1193 (278 amino acids)
Biological process (GO): long-chain fatty-acyl-CoA metabolic process
Cellular component (GO): peroxisome
Molecular function (GO): alcohol-forming very long-chain fatty acyl-CoA reductase (NADP+) activity
Source: RefSeq, a predicted model, not a curated record